Molecule: messenger RNA, 918 nt
Organism: Microthlaspi erraticum
Lineage: Eukaryota; Viridiplantae; Streptophyta; Magnoliopsida; Brassicales; Brassicaceae
Source: the annotation of a GenBank genome assembly
AUGGCUUCUUCUGCGGAUGCUCUGGCGGGUGGCAUUUCGUCUCUGAGAUUGGGUGCCGACAAAUACCGAUCGCUCCUGAACGAUGGAAAAAGUGGGAAUAUACGGUGGCGAUACGGUGGUCCUCCGAUAUUCGACACCGUGAACAAGCUCUUUGAAGAAGAAAGAACACAUGGCCAAACAAGCCUAACUCUCUCGACAUCAAAAGCUAAUAUGGCUACUAGAGAUAAGUAUAGAUUUAUCCUUGAAGAUUCAGGACAGAUCAAAUGGAGGUAUGGUCACCCUCCAGCCUUCGAAGCUGUGAACAAGCUCUUUGAAGAAGGCCAGACCAAGGUAUGGCCAGAAGGUUCGUUGGAAGAGACGGUUCAAAAUGCGAUCAAGUCAUGGGAGAUGGAGUUAUCACACAAGAUUCAUUUACAAGACUUCAAGACUAUAAACCCCGACAAGUUUAAGCUCUUUGUCAAUGGGAGAGAAGGAUUAUCGGCUGAAGAAACGCUCAGGCUUGGGAGUUACAAUGCUUUGCUCAAGAACUCAUUGCCUGAAGAGUUUCAGUACUACAAGCCAGAGGAAGAGAGCUUCGAGUCAUCGCAUGACGCCUUUAGAUCAGCUUUACCACGCGGGUUUGCGUGGGAGACACUCUCUGUGUACUCGGGGCCGCCUGUUAUAGCCUUCAAGUUUAGACACUGGGGCUACUUUGAAGGAAAUUUCAAAGGUCAUGCUCCUACUGGGGAAAUGGUUCAGUUCCUCGGCCUGGGAGUUCUAAAGGUUGAUGAAUUGCUUAGAGCAGAGGAGAUUGAGAUUUACUAUGAUCCAGGAGAGCUGUUCGGGGGACUGCUCAAGGGACCUCCUGUUUCAGAGACUAAGACCACAGACAGUGGAGACAACACUGCCGAGAAACAUAGCUGCCCCUUCGCACAUUAA